AUGCACCGACUGGACCAGCUGGCUCGGCAUUGCUUUCCCGCCCGGGCUUACUAUGCCGGCUUUGGGCACACCCUCUCUUCGCAGCCCUGUGCUGGCCCAGACAUAAAUGUCUUCGUCGCAUCUGGAGCUGCUGCUGCCAUUUCUGCUUUGAAGUAUGGUCCGCUGGCAUUUCGCAAGAUCCAGGCGAUGGCGGGCUUUGAGCCGGAUGGUGGCAUGACAUUUCCCCCAGAGAAGUCGGUCAAAAUCGUAUUUCACGAAAAGGACCAGGAAGGUACCAACAAGACUGUCAAGUGGAGGCCGAGCAGGGAAUACCUGCAUGAUGUGUUCGUGAAGGCAGGGAUGAGCAUUGCAGACUUCGAGAUUUCUUAUGAACAAGGUGAAGAAGUCUUCCAUCUAGAUGCCACGAAGCCUGGUAUCGAAGAAUUCCUUGCCGAGCAUGCUCAACAUCCGGACCCACGCCUCAAGGUUGAGUGGCGACGGCCAGGCAAUUGGGAGCAGCUCCAAAGCAAGCUCAGCAGUGCUAUGUCCUGGCUCACCGGCCAGGGAGGUGCCACUGAUAAAGCUGUACUUGAUGCACAGCAGAAAGUGGAGCAGAGCGGUGGGAAAAUUGUUGUGAGCGACUCAUGCCGACGCUCCUUCGUCAAUCGUAAAGGCUACCUGGUUACGCACUGGGCCGAGGCGGUCGAAGGGCUGAAGCAGGAGCUCCAACUCACGGAUGCUCAGACAGCACCGUUGAAGUGUGCUACGAUUAGCGAGGAGGGCAAAGGUGUCCAUUUCAUCGGAAAUAGAAAUGCUGGCAAAGGAGUUACCACAACAUACCUUGCCUACCAUACAGUCAUGCACGGUGACAAGAUUGACGUCAUCUAUGGAAUACACGAAGAAUCCAUGGAGGCGAGCGGGGUUGCAGCAUCACUGCCCAGUCAGAACUGCAUCCAGUAUGAUGGCCGCAGCUUCUCCGUGUGGCCGCCGGCUCUUCCACACAGCAAACAAGUUGGUCGUGAUAUGCAUGGCUUGGUGGUGGAUAUUCCUAGUGGGUGGCGGGUCGUGGAUUGCUCGAAGGCAGACUUCCCAAACCUUGCUAAGUCGGUGGUGGCCCCAUACGGUUGGCACACGGUGCGAAUGGUGGCAGGAGGUCCGGAGGGCAAGCUCCAAGGAUGGUACACGGCAACGGCCGGAUCAGAUGCAGGCAAAUGCUGGAGUACAGACGUCCAAGAGUACGUCGAGAAGAUCGAUCAGUCCCGCUACAGAUUCAAAACUGAUGAUUCAUUCCGGCUGCUCAUCGAGGCGCUUCCCGCAGCCAGCCCCGAGCUCGAGAACAACUGGAAGCGCUUCGUCAAGCUCUCGGCCCAGCGCGAGUGGUGCCAGCAUUUGGGCAUGCCUCUUGUGGGAGCAUUGAGUGCGUAG
Symbiodinium sp. CCMP2592 is the source of this 1404-nucleotide messenger RNA. Lineage: Eukaryota; Dinophyceae; Suessiales; Symbiodiniaceae. The record is from the annotation of a GenBank genome assembly.